Messenger RNA from Polypterus senegalus (gray bichir), 1032 nucleotides. RefSeq names its product trace amine-associated receptor 13c-like. Gene Ontology annotation, molecular function: trace-amine receptor activity. The record is from RefSeq and is a predicted model, not a curated record. Gene Ontology annotation, biological process: G protein-coupled receptor signaling pathway. Bases 1 to 1032 code for a protein of 343 amino acids. Gene Ontology annotation, cellular component: membrane. NCBI's taxonomy places the organism in Eukaryota, Metazoa, Chordata, Cladistia, Polypteriformes, Polypteridae. The transcript has a single exon.
AUGGCAGUCUAUGAACGAAGAGAAAAUCAAAAGUUUCAAUAUUGUUUUCAAUCUGGCAACAUCACUUGUCUUAAGGAAACUCGAUCAACUGAAGUUUAUGUGAUUCUUUACAUCUUCUCAUCAACUGUGGUAAUGCUUACUAUUUGCGGAAAUCUUGUGGUGAUUAUUUCUAUAUCUCAUUUUAAACAGCUUCACACACCAACAAACUUCCUUGUGCUUUCACUGGCAGUAGCAGACUUUCUGGUUGGAGUAAUUGUGAUGCCUUUUACAAUUAUACGUGCUAUAGAAACAUGCUGGUAUUUUGGAAAUGUAUUUUGUUCCAUUCACACAGUAUUUUUUCUCUUGCUAACAUCUGUCUCAAUUAGCAAUUUGGUAUUCAUAGCGGUUGAUCGUUAUUUUGCAGUCUGUGAUCCAUUUUUCUACUCUAAUAAAAUCACAAUUCCAGUCACAAUACUGUUUAUUGCACUUAGCUGGUUAAUAUCUCUGUUUUACACUUUAGCGAUAAUUCACUUUAAAGGAUACAUUGAAGAUGUCACAGAACUAAAUAUCUGUCCAGGUGAUUGUGUCUUUGUAUUUAAUUCAACUUGGGGAACAAUUGAUAUGUUUGUGACAUUUCUUUUUCCCUUUACCUUAAUGAUCUCAUUUUAUACAAAAAUAUUCUUUGUUGCAAAAAAACAUGCAAGAAUAAUAAAUUCCAUGACACAGCAUACAGAAUCAUCAGAAAGAAAAGAAAGCAACAUUCCAAAAAAAUCUGAAAGAAAAGCUGCGAAGACACUUGGUAUUGUAGUGGUUGUUUUUAUUCUGUGUUGGGUGCCUUACUACAUUUCUACUCUUCUAGUGCCAUAUAUGCAUGUAGAUGAUCCUUCUUUAAUAUUACAAGCUUUUGCCUGGAUUGCUUAUUGUAACUCUAGCAUGAAUCCAAUUAUUUAUGCUUUAUUUUACCCUUGGUUUCAGAAAUCACUAAGGCUUAUAGUGACAUUAAAGAUAUGUAAUCAAGGGUCUUCCUUGAUUAAUUUGUUCCCAGACAUUUAG